UUGUUCUUUUGGAUUCGUUGUAUACUUCGACGUAAGAAGAUUGAUUGCUGAUGAUACAUCGUUUCUUAAAAAGGAAUUUUUCAAAGAGAGAAAGAGAGAAACAGAAAGAGAAAGAGAGAGAGAGAGAAAGAGAAAGAAAAAGAGAGGGAGAAAGAGAGAGGGAGAAAGAGAGAGAGAGAGAGAGAGAGAGAGAGAGAGAGAGAGAGAGAGAAGGAAGAAACAGGAAAUCAAAAGCCAGGAGCUUAGAUCUUUGCAGACUUUCCUUCGCUCAACGAUCGUCAUCAUUAAUGUUUAAAUAAGAAGAAGAAGAAAUAGUAAAAAAGAAGAUGUAGAAAGAAGAUAUCGAAAACACUGUGAUUACGUUAUCAAAAAGGAAGAAAACAAAAAAAAAGAAUAAUAAUAAUAAUAAUAAUAAUAAUAAUAAUAAUAAUAAUAAUAAUAAUAAUAAUAAUAAUAAACGUAAUCGAAAUUUUACGAUUAUCGAGACGAGUGGGCGUGUGAGGGUGAUCCAGGAAUCAAUCGUAAAAGAUUAUCUAACGUAAUUAAAAAAAAAAAAAAAAAAAAAAACGGAACACAUACACACACACGCACACAGUGUGUUUUUCUACUUUUUGAAUGUGGAAUAUCUUGUCAUCGCCAUCUUCGUUUUCGUUUUCGUUUUCGUUUUCGUUAUCGUCUUCGACGUUGUUGUCGGGUGUCCUCUUCUAGUGUUGAAAAACGUCUAGUGUUCAAGGACGAGAUGACGCAAAAAUAAAUAAAUAAAUAAAUAAAUAAAUACAUAAAUAAACACAUAAAUAAAUAAAAACAUAAGUGUCAUUUUAAUUCUACGUACUUUAAUCUAAGAUAAAAUAAUAUGAACGUAAAGAGGAUUUCUUUAAUUAUUAAAAGAUAGAGAUAUUGAUGUGAGGAAUUUUUUUAUGCAAGAAGAUUAAAUUUUUUUUACUUCAGUAAGAAUCUGCGAUAAAAAAUAUUGUCUUACUCGUGCAUCAGCGCGCACGCAAGAGUGAGAAAGAGAGAAAGAGAGAGAGAGAGAGAGAGAGAGAGAGAGAGAAAUAGAUAGAGAGAAAUAGGAAUUAAAAAGAGAAAAAGAAAAUGGCUCCAGCGAGCACACUUGAUUGGUCGGAGCCGUGCCAACAGUGGAGGUAUCCGAAACUUUGUCCUUCCGGGCAGAGACACGAGAGGACGAAAAAUGGCGUAGAAUUGAACGGCAAGGAGGCCAAUGGCGCUUACAAAAAGUUCUGCAAGUUCUUACGUCAGCUGGGAAGCAAAAGACGCAAGGAUGGCAGCAAGGUGACGACAGUAGUGGCUACACCUGGUUCUGGACCGGAUCUUCCACGAGAAGUUGCAUAUACCGAUACCAAGGUUAUUGGCAAUGGCAGUUUCGGCGUUGUAUAUCAAGCGAAACUCUUUGACACGGGAGAGAUGGUCGCCAUUAAGAAGGUCCUCCAAGACAAACGAUUUAAGAACAGAGAAUUACAAAUAAUGCGGCGCCUCGAGCACUGCAACAUCGUCAAACUAAAAUAUUUCUUCUACUCUUGUGGUGAUAAGAACAUCUUAAACGCAACUAAUCCAGUUUUUCAUGUGGACAAGGACGAGGUUUAUCUCAAUCUAGUCCUGGAAUAUAUACCCGAAACCGUGUACAAAGUUGCCCGACAUUAUAGCAAAAGCAAGCAGACGAUACCAAUCAGUUUUAUCAAGCUAUACAUGUAUCAACUGUUCCGUUCUCUGGCGUACAUCCAUUCCCUGGGCAUUUGUCACAGGGAUAUUAAGCCGCAGAAUUUACUUUUGGAUCCUGAAACUGGUGUUCUCAAGCUUUGUGAUUUUGGUUCAGCCAAGCAUCUUGUCAAAGGGGAACCUAACGUGUCUUACAUAUGCAGUCGCUAUUAUCGUGCGCCUGAACUCAUCUUUGGUGCUAUUGACUACACUACAAAGAUCGACGUGUGGAGCGCAGGUUGCGUUCUGGCAGAGCUUCUGCUUGGUCAACCGAUAUUCCCCGGUGACAGCGGUGUAGAUCAACUUGUUGAAAUUAUCAAAGUACUUGGUACACCAACGCGUGAUCAAAUACGUGAGAUGAACCCUAACUAUACCGAAUUCAAAUUUCCACAAAUAAAAUCGCAUCCAUGGCAAAAGGUUUUCAGGGCGCGUACACCGCCGGAAGCUAUGGAACUGGUUGCGCGACUUUUAGAAUAUACUCCGUCACUUAGAAUGACCCCGCUUCAGGCAUGCGCACAUUCGUUUUUCAACGAGCUGCGAGAACAAGGAACACGAUUGCCAAAUGGUCGUGAACUACCACCAUUGUUCAACUUCACCGAGCACGAGCUUAGAAUUCAGCCUACCUUGAACUCGAUCCUAAUACCGAAGUACAUGCAGUCUCCUGACAAUCCCGGAGGCCAAUCGGAAGCGACGAGUGCUGCCGCGGCGGGGGCUAGCGAGGAGGAGAAGGACGUCAAGGAGGCAAAGGAAGAAGAGGAUCAGGAGCAGCAGGUGGUCGACGGCGAGUAAAAAGAAAAGAGAGAUAGAAUAAGAAAGAAAGAAAGAAAGAAAGUAAGAAAGAAAGAGAGAAAGAAAAAGAAUUGUAAAAAAAAAAAAAAAGAAAGAAAAAAAGGCCAAUUUUCCAAUGGAUCUCUUCUCGCGGCGGCAAAAUGAGUUAGACGAUAGUGAUCAUGAUGAUGAUGAUGAUGAGGAUGAUAGUAAUGAUGAUGAUGAUGAUGAUGAUGAUAAUGAUGAAUAUGAAGAUAAUGAUGAUGAUGAUAAUGAUGAUAAUGAUGUUGAUAAUGACGUUGAUGAUAAUGAUAAUGAUAAAAAUUAUGAUAACGAUUACGAUUAUGAGAAUGAUAACGAUCGUUGACGAUUGUGACGAUCGUAAUAACAUGAUGAAAUAGCAUUGAUAUUUGGCCGAGUAUGGAGUGAGUUUUUAAUGUUACUCGUGAAUGUACGAUAUUAGGGAAAAAUUGUUUAAUAUACAUAGCGACACGUAAAAUAAUAAUAAUAAUAAUAAUUAAAAAAAAAAAAUACAAAAAACAAAAAAAACAAAGAAUAUUUACUACGCAAUCGAAAAUAAUAAUAAUAAUAAAAAAUACAACAACAACAACAACAACAACAAACAAGGAUAAAUAAAUAAAUAAAUAAAUAAAUAAAUAAAUAAAUAAAUAAAUAAAUAAAAAAUAUGUAACAAAAAAGAGUAGUGCUAGUUACUACCGUGAAAAAAAAAAUAAAAAAAAAAUAAAAAAACAUUACACGGAACAUGCAGACAUACAGAUAGACGGAUAUA
Molecule: messenger RNA, 3271 nt
Organism: Vespa mandarinia (Asian giant hornet)
Lineage: Eukaryota; Metazoa; Arthropoda; Insecta; Hymenoptera; Vespidae
Product: glycogen synthase kinase-3 beta
Biological process (GO): peptidyl-threonine phosphorylation; negative regulation of canonical Wnt signaling pathway; cell differentiation
Cellular component (GO): axon; cytoplasm; nucleus
Molecular function (GO): ATP binding; protein serine/threonine kinase activity
Source: RefSeq, a predicted model, not a curated record